CACAGGUGUGAACUUCUCGUUUGCAACUCCAUUGCUUCAUUUGAGUUCUACAAAGAACCAGAUUCAUCUCGAGCACCAAACAUGUCUUGCUGCAGACCUUGCUGUCCCCCAACUUGCGCCAUCCCAUCCUGCGCCUCCAGACCCCUCAUCGGCCUUGGAGGAUGUGGAGGGGGCUCUGCCCUGGGCGGCUUUGGCUCUGGUGGUGGUGGUGCUGCUUCAGCUAGCAGUCUCGGCAUGCUUGCUGGAGUGAACCCAUCCUCCAUCAGCCAGAUCCCCCCCUCCGAAGUGGUGAUCCAGCCCCCACCUGUUGUGGUGACAAUCCCAGGACCCAUUCUGUCUGCAAGUUGUGACCCAGUGGCCGUUGGGGGCUAUUCAGCAUGUUCUUCAGGAUCUUAUGGCUCCUAUUCUCGAGGGCUGCUUGGAGCGAGCUCGAGGGGGAUCUGUGCCCCAAGACGCAGAUACAGCAUCUGUAGUUCACCUUGCUAAAUCCAAACUCAUCCGAGAAGACAAGAAGAAAUGGGAACCAUUGCGACAUCAGUGAAUGUAUAUCUGAGCUUAUAGACUACAGACGCCAACAAAACUUUUAAGUGUUCAGCCAAUGAGAGAAUCGAGCCCAGGUAUUUGUC
This is a messenger RNA of Python bivittatus (Burmese python), 626 nucleotides long. Lineage: Eukaryota; Metazoa; Chordata; Lepidosauria; Squamata; Pythonidae. The record is from RefSeq and is a predicted model, not a curated record.